This is a messenger RNA of Euleptes europaea (tarantolino), 1301 nucleotides long. RefSeq lists its product as uncharacterized. NCBI's taxonomy places the organism in Eukaryota, Metazoa, Chordata, Lepidosauria, Squamata, Sphaerodactylidae. The coding region runs from base 27 to 1301 and encodes 424 amino acids. The transcript has a single exon. The record is from RefSeq and is a predicted model, not a curated record.
AGAGAAAAGCUUAUUUGGCCACCGCCAUGUGUCUGGUGGCUUUUGCUUGCAUGCUGAUGCUUUCCUACCUCCGGACGCAGAAAUAUUCUUCCCUACCCAAAACUGUCAUGCGCAAGAGCAAAGGCUUCUGCACAGGAGGGAUUGUCAAUAAUUCAAUCUCGGCUUUGAGCGACAACAAAACCUUUGUCAUUGCCCCGUAUUUUGACAACAGGGUGAAGAAACUCAUCAGGGUCAUUGCGAUCGUGCCCCAUGAGGAAGUCAAAGACGUUUACUGCUUGUUCUGUUGCCCGGCCGGAGAUGACAUAUACAUUUCCAAGGCUUUGAUCAAUGUCCACGAAGAUCGAUUUGGAUUUCCCUAUGCAGUGACAGACUUGCUUUGUAUGGAACCCACAGACUGCCAUCCACAGUAUAUAUCACUUAACCGGUUUCCUCAAGGAAAUGCUGGCUUGCUACCUCGCUUUGAAAUACAGAAUCGUAAGACCACAAACUCUCUCGUGGAUUUCACUGUGUGCAUCUCCACCAUGUUUGGAGACUACAACAACGUCUUGCAAUUCAUACAGAGCAUGGAAAUGUAUAAACUUCUUGGGGUGCAGAAGGUGGUUAUCUACAAGAACAGCUGCAGCCAACUGAUGGAGAAAGUCCUGGAGUUUUAUAUGGCAGAAGGGACCGUUGAGAUAGUCCUCUGGCCAAUCACAGCCUACCUCAGUGUUUCUACUGAAUGGUUUUACAAUCACGACGGGAGUCAAAUAGGUUACUAUGGACAAAUCGCAGCCUUGAACGACUGCAUCUACCGGAAUAUGUACAGAAGCAGGUACGUCUUGCUUAACGACAUUGAUGAAAUCAUUCUGCCCAAUCGGUAUCCAGACUGGAAAACCAUGAUGCAGGAUCUUCAGGAUCAGAACCCAGAGGUUGGUAUUUUCCUAUUUGAGAACCACGUUUUUCCUAACACCGUAUUUACUUCUGCUGACGUUCCAUCGUGGAGCGCAGUACCAGGAGUCAACAUACUGCAGCAUGUGUUACGAGAACCAGACAGAAAAGAAGUCAUCAACCCGCAGAAAAUGAUUGUCAACCCACGGAAAGUGGUUCAGACGUCUGUACACUCUGUCCUCCAGGCAUUUGGAGAAAGUAUAGAUGUUCCAAUGGAGGUUGCUAUCGUCUACCACUGCCGGACCCCAUUCCAGCCAGACUUACCCAGGGAAUCUUUGAUUAGGGACACAACACUCUGGCGGUUUAACUCAUUGCUGAUCAGUAGAGUUAAUCAGGUACUACGAAAAAUACUGUUGUUAAAAGGAAAGCGAUAG